Neodiprion fabricii is the source of this 543-nucleotide messenger RNA. RefSeq names its product cullin-3B-like. Lineage: Eukaryota; Metazoa; Arthropoda; Insecta; Hymenoptera; Diprionidae. The transcript is spliced from 4 exons. Gene Ontology annotation, biological process: DNA damage response; protein ubiquitination; ubiquitin-dependent protein catabolic process. Gene Ontology annotation, molecular function: ubiquitin protein ligase binding. The coding region runs from base 1 to 543 and encodes 180 amino acids. Gene Ontology annotation, cellular component: Cul4-RING E3 ubiquitin ligase complex. The record is from RefSeq and is a predicted model, not a curated record.
AUGUACAAACAUAUGAAAGAGGACUUGCAUAAAUUCGAUACGUCUGAUUAUCCGCUUGACAACGUUUGUGGAAUGCCUCGAGCGAUCAAAAAAACAGAUUCUGGCGCAAGGGACAAUUUUUUCAAUGACGCCAAGAGACUGAUCGACAGCGAGAUCGAGGUCAUUAAAAUCGUUGAGAGCUCGAGACGCACAAGUUCGAGAAAUAUUAACAGAGACGGUACAAUGUCUAAGCCUGUUAGGAACAACAAACAGGCUGACAAAGCGGCUACAAAAAAAUCCAAACCAAGAGCACAAGCAAUCGCAGGAUGGGGAUCGGAAGAAAGAGUCUAUCAGGAUCGACAAUAUCAGAUAGACGCAGCCAUAGUAAGAAUCAUGAAAAUGAGAAAAAGUAUGACGCAUAAUCUUUUAAUGAGCGAGCUCUACAACCAACUCAAAUUUCCCGUCAAGCCUGCCGACGUGAAGAAGCGAAUCGCUUCGUUAAUAGACAGAGACUACAUGGGGCGUGAUAAGGAUAACGCUAAUCAGUACAAUUACGUUGCGUAG